Messenger RNA from Oncorhynchus kisutch (coho salmon), 707 nucleotides. RefSeq names its product probable basic-leucine zipper transcription factor N. The transcript has 4 exons. The coding region runs from base 96 to 707 and encodes 203 amino acids. NCBI's taxonomy places the organism in Eukaryota, Metazoa, Chordata, Actinopteri, Salmoniformes, Salmonidae. The record is from RefSeq and is a predicted model, not a curated record.
GCAACCAAACAUCUGGCAAAUAUAGUAAAAGGGAUAUUCUGGUAGGACGUAUGCCUACCAUUAGUUCUGAAUACUGGUGAGGUUUUGAGGGCGAAAUGGCCGUGGUGAUUGGAAUCGCUUUCAGCGUUUCUUGGCUUUGUUGCCUGCUAAUUGGAGGGUUAACGUUUUCUACAUCAGAAGGUGAUUGGUCUCCUGCACUGGAUUCUAAUGCAGCAUGGCUCUAUGCAGGAUCACUUCGGUCUCUAGGAUAUGGCAAUUAUAAAUCUCAAAUGCAAGCGCAACAGAAACAUCCGGCUGCCAUCCUGCGGAAGGAACUGGCCCCCAUGCAACCUCAGCAAGUGUGGUAUCCAGUUCAAAUGCCCCUGCAUCAGAAGCAACUGGCCGCAGAAGCUCAGCAGCAGAGGCAACCGACAACUGUGCCCCAGCAAGUGUGGCAUCCUCCUCAAAUGGCCCUGCAGCAGAGGCAAACGACCGCCGUGCCCCAGCAAUUGUGGCAUCCUCCUCAAAUGGCCCUGCAGCAGAAGCAACCAACCGCCGUGCCCCAGCAAGUAUGGCAUCCUUCUCAAAUGCCACUGCAAACAACCACUGUGCCCCAGCAAGUGUGGCAUCCUCCUCAAAUGCCCCUGCAGCAUAUUCAACCGACCGGCGUGCCCCAGCAAGUGUGGCUUCCUCCUCAAUUGCCCCUGCAGCAGAACAGAAGCAACUGA